This is a messenger RNA of Myotis lucifugus (little brown bat), 1009 nucleotides long. RefSeq names its product apolipoprotein B mRNA editing enzyme catalytic subunit 2 (gene APOBEC2). Lineage: Eukaryota; Metazoa; Chordata; Mammalia; Chiroptera; Vespertilionidae. The transcript has 3 exons. Bases 128 to 820 code for a protein of 230 amino acids. Gene Ontology annotation, cellular component: cytoplasm; nucleus. The record is from RefSeq and is a predicted model, not a curated record. Gene Ontology annotation, molecular function: RNA binding; cytidine deaminase activity; zinc ion binding. Gene Ontology annotation, biological process: cytidine to uridine editing.
CCCAGUCCUCUGCCUGUCAUCCCCAGCAGAUUUAGCUGCUGACAGCUGCUUGGGACUUUGCUGCCAGGCCCUGGCCCAGACCGCCUCCUCUCCUCUCUCUCAGUGACUCCCCAGCCACAGCCCCGCCAUGGCCCAGAAAGAAGAGGCUGCCGCUGCCGCCACCACCACCGAGGAGUCUGCGCCUGCCUCCCAGAAUGGCGAGGAUCUGGAGAACCUGGACGACCCCGAGAAGCUGAAGGAGCUGAUCCAGCUGCCCCCCUUUGAGAUCGUCACGGGGGAGCGGCUGCCUGUUAACUACUUCAAGUUCCAGUUCCGGAAUGUGGAGUACAGCUCAGGGCGGAACAAGACCUUCCUCUGCUAUGUGAUUGAAGUGCAGGACAAGGGAGGCCAAGUGCAGGCAUCCCGGGGAUACCUCGAGGACGAGCAUGCAACUGCCCACGCGGAGGAAGCCUUCUUCAACACCGUCGUGCCAACCUUCGACCCGGCCCUGCGCUACAACGUCACCUGGUACGUGUCCUCCAGCCCCUGCGUAGCUUGCGCCGACCGCAUCAUCAAAAUGCUUAGCAAGACCAAGAACCUGCGCCUGCUCAUCCUGGUGGGGCGUCUCUUCAUGUGGGAGGAGCCCGCGAUGCAGGCUGCGCUGAAGAAGCUGAAGGAGGCUGGCUGCAGGCUGCGCAUCAUGAAGCCCCAGGACUUCGAGUACAUCUGGCAGAAUUUUGUGGAGCAGGAAGAGGGCGAAUCCAAGGCCUUUGAGCCCUGGGAGGACAUUCAGGAGAACUUCCUGUACUACGAGGAAAAGUUGGCCGACAUCCUGAAGUAGGCGACUGCGCUCAGCCUCACGUCUGCCUGCUGCCAAGAGAUGGCGGUGACAUGUAUGGGCAUCUGGGACACGCCUGACUUCCUAAUACCACGUGGAGCUGGACAACAUUUAACACCAACCAAUCCCACUGCACAAGGCCCUCUAAGGACUCAAAAUAUACUUCUCAUGCUAUAAAUCAUUUUAUCGGUG